Closterium sp. NIES-67 is the source of this 8900-nucleotide messenger RNA. NCBI's taxonomy places the organism in Eukaryota, Viridiplantae, Streptophyta, Zygnematophyceae, Desmidiales, Closteriaceae. The record is from the annotation of a GenBank genome assembly.
AUAGUGCUGGUCAGCAGCGAAGUACCUUCCGCUGAUCAGCAAGUGAUUUGGACAGUUGAUUCUUCCUUGAAAGGUCAAGCGAUUGGAUGGCUCUCGUGUUUCGCUCGCAUCGGGAGAGUCGCUCGUUGAAUAGCUUUUGCGAAUUCACCUUCAGCGACAUUCGCUUUCGAGAAUUUACCGACACUCACUUUCGCGAAUCCACCUUCUGCGACACUCACUUUCGCGGAUUCACCUUCUGCGGCACGCGCUUUCGCAGUGAUGAGAGCCGCCGCUAUCGUCGUGUUGCUCGUCUUGCUAGCGGGCUCGGUUUUAGUUCCGCAGGCGAUCGCCGUGUCCAAUCACGGCCUGCCGUGUGGCGUGUCGGUGGUGAAAGGACGGCGGCAAUCUCAAGAAGAUAGAGUUGUCUGCUCCGCUCUUAUCCCUGUUCCAGCCUUCGAUACUGUCACCCGAGACGGCUCAACUCACCAGUGGGCCGUGCAGGCAGUGGGGGUGCUGGAUGGCCACGGGGGAGGCGAGGCGAGCCAGCUCGCCGCCUCCCGCCUCCUGCCCCUCCUCCGAUCCAGACUCGCUGCCCUGCCUGCUGUCAAUCGCAAGGCGGCCUCAGAGUCGGCUCAAACGCCUGCGCUGAACCAGAAGCGGCCGCAAGCGAACCGCGAGGAACUGCCCACGGCACAUGCAGGCGGGCGUGGUGGUGACACGGGUGGUGAGGGUGCGAGAGAUGGCAGAAGGCGGGAGGAUGGUGCUGGUGAACGGAAGGAGGAGAGGGAUAAGGAGGUGGGGAAGGAGGAGGAGGGUGGGGAGAGGGAGAGUGAGAGGGAGUCGGAGGAGCAGGAGCGGGUGAGGAAGCGGUUGCUCGAAGGAGUGUUGGCUGGUGCACUUGCAGACGUGGACAAGGAAUUCGCACAGGAAGCUCACAAGCGCCGCUGGUGGUCGGGCUCCACAGCUGCUGUGGCCCUGCUUGUCUUCCACCAGAUCCUGCCCGCCCUCCCUCCCACCCACCACCGCCACACGCCCUCUCAACACGCAUCUUUCCCCACCCAAGGGGUCGUGCCAGACUGGCAACUGCUGCAUGUGGCAGUGGCCAACAUAGGGGACUCCAAAGUGUUUGUGUGUGGGGCCGAGCAGCAUGCAGCGAGGGUGGUGGAGGGGCACGAGAAGCAGUGGGGGGGUGCAGGAGUGGAGGAGCAGCGAGAAAGGCCUCAGGGGCUCGUGGAUGGAGCACAGGGUGUGUUGUUGCUGGAGACUGCUGAAGCCAAGGCUGGGAUGCACCCUUCUCCCAUGGCUCCUGAAGCCAAGGCUCGGAAGCUUCCCGUAGACUCAGAAGCUAAGGCACAUGCUCUUGCAGCAACAGGAGUGCGUGAGUGGAGUUGGCCCUUUGAGAGAGCUUUGAAGAGGGGGAGGCGGCCCGUGACAGCGUGUGGGUGCAAGCAGGCAGCAGAGCAGAAAGUGGAUGGACAAGGUGGGUCAGCCCCUCUACUGAAAUGGCUGCCUGCACCGCAUGCCACAGCAGCCUGCUGCUCAUCUCAUUCAAGACGGAUUUCUUGCCUUCCGCUCUCCAUCUACCGUUUCUAUUUGUUGGGCGUGGUUCAUUUACCGUACCGUUCCUCCCUCCCUCCCUCUUUUGUCUCAGAGCUUCGGCGCCUGGCGAUCUUGCACAGGCGACAGCAGCGCCUUCGCCGCCGGCAGCAGCAGAGGCCGCAGUCAAAUUCUGAGGCGCUUACAAGUCGUAGGCAGGAGGUGAAGCAUUCUUCACACCAGCUGAAAAAGCAGGAAGCUCAAGCGUUGCCCAUGCCCUACCAGGAGCACAACCACAGAACUGAGCAGCAGCAGCAGCAGCAGCAGUUGUCGGAGCAGCAACAAUGGUCAACCAUGUGUCACCAGGAAAAUAGCGCAGUUUCAGGGGCUCCACGGCAGCGUCAGAAUCUCGCCCCUAUUUGCACGGCAGAGCUCACAGAGGGCCACAGGGUAGGCAGGGAGAACAAGAGGAGUCGAGACUCUUCUAGUCGACCCAAGAAGCGACGUUCUGCCCUGCUGUGCACCACAGAGCUUACAGAGGACCACAGGGCGGACAGGGAGGACGAGAGGAGGAGGGUGGAGGCAGCGGGCGGCAGAGUGGAGGAGAGGGGCGGUGUGCCGCGUGUGCAGGGCGAGCUGGCCGUGUCCAGAGCCAUAGGGGACCUGCAGUACCGGCCAUGGGUGGUGGCCACCCCGGAGAUCACCGAGUGGGUGGUGAGGCGUGGGGCGUGGAGGCCUGUUGGUAGGAAUGGGCAGUGCGAUAGUGAGGGUGUGGAAGCUCGAGGAGAAGAUGCGGCGGUGAGUGAGGAGUUGAGAGGGAAGGAGAGUGACGAAGGGGGGUGGGGUUGCGCCAGAGCUAUGAGUGGCAGUGGGGCUUUGGAUGAUCAAGAGACUAAUGCGUGGCAAAAGGGUCAAUGGGGUUCGGAGGAGGAGUGUGGAAGGGAGCAUGUAGGGAGUGAGCGGGAUGGAGAGGAGGCGGAUGCUGAUGGGGAGGGCGAAGGGGAGUACCUGAUAGUGGCGACAGAUGGCGUGUUUGAGCGAAUGAAACCGUGCCAGGUGUGCGGUAUUGUGGGCAGGGCAAUGCACGACCAGAGAAGGAGGGCGGCUCAGGGGUUGAGAGCAAGGGGCCGGGGGAUGGAGUCGAGCAGGGGAAACUCGGGCAGAGAGAGCCACAGGAUUGGUGAUGAUGCGCAUGAUGGUGGUGAUGGUGACGAGGAGGAGGAUGGGGAGGAGGAUGAGGAUUGGGCGCUUGACAGUGCUGCUGCGUCAGCUCGUGGCACCCAACUCACAGGCCUGCCAUCACUCCAUGCCAUUCCACUGCCUGUGGGAAGGCAGGAGGGCAGCGACGGCGCAGCACUUGCUUUAAAGAGCGAGAAAAAACGGGUUGCAGGGGAUAAUAAUGGGGCACAGGGGGGCUUAACGGUGCAGGUGCAGCAGGGGGAGGACAUACAAGAGCAGCAGCAGAAGAGAGAGCAGCAGGAGCAGCAGCAGCAGCUGGUGCUGCAGAGGGGGCAGCUGCCAUUCUGCUGGAUGCUAGAGGGAAUGGAGCAGGGCCCGAUCAUGUGCAUGCGCAGGGAGGGUGAGCAGGAGACGGUGUUGGCAUGCGGGCAGGAAAACGCACAUCGGCAUGAAAACGCUGUAGGCGCGAUUGCUGGAGGGGGUGCUCAGCCGGCAGAGGAGAAGCAGGUGCGUGUGCAAGGAGGGGAGGGGAGGGCGCAGCAGCUGCAGCGGCAAACGAACGGGCAGGUGGCAGUGAGAGGAGAGACAAGGGUGGUGGAGGCGAGGAGGUGGGAUCCUGCGAGGGUGUGUUGGGAGGGGAGUGCGGAGAGGGAGGAGGUUGGUGAGUUGGCAGAGACAAUCACCAGAGAGGCCAUCCAGCGAGGCACGUUGGACAAUGUGGCUGUUGUUGUGCUGAAGCUGUCGCAUUCGCACUCACGUUCCCAUGCACGUUUCCAGCCACCUGCUCACUCAGAAGCUCGCAUGUGUAGCCGUCGCUUACACACCCACGCCUCAACCUCUGUUGUACCACUCCCUGCCGCCCAAGAUACAUCUCGUGCUACAUCUCCUGCAACUCCAGAAUCACCCAUGCCUCCUGACUCAACCACCCCUACGUCAUGGCAACGCACGAGCUCGGAACAGCAGAUUAGUCGGCCGGUCGUUCCUCCCACCGGUCCUCCCAGCAGCAACCUCGUUUCUUCCUUCGCCAGAAGCUUUGGUUCUGCCUCUCAGCUUCGACCAAUUCCAAAGCUUGCUCUGCAAGCAAGGCCCACUGUCGCGAUUCUCGUGGGUCCAGUUCCACCGCAAGAGCGAAGUUUGCCCUCUGAGGCACCUCCAGAGCACGAGAACAGCCCAGCCCCGGGCAUCCCAUCCACCCACUGUUACGAGCUGCUGAAGCCCCUUCCUGCCUCGGCUGCUCGCCCUUCCCUUGUGCCCUUGUGGCAUGACCGCUCUGGGCUCAGGUCCUCGCCCCACCUUCACCAUUCCCGCCCCGCUCUGGGGCGCAUUCGAGAGGCUCGGCACGGGCCAGCACUUCCUGCUGACUCCUCCAAUCCCGUAGCAGCAAGUGCCACAGCGGUUGGGUCUGCUGUCCAAGCCCUGUUUCACCGCAAGAGCAGCAGCAGCAGCAGCAGCAGCAGCAGCAGCAGCAGCAGCAGCAGCAGCAGCAGCAGCAGCAGCAGCAGCAGUUCACGCAACGCCGUGAAAGGCGCCACCAGCAGCAGCGAUGGUGAUCGAAGCAGCAAUGCUGCUAGCAAUUUCAACAUGCGACGGGAGGCAGAAGAUUUUGACCAAUCAGCUGAAACUCGUCCUGGCAGCCAGCUGGCUGCACUUGGCUCACGUGCUGUAAUGGAGGCCUUGCAGUGUCUGCUCAUCUGGCCCCCGUUACAGUCACACCCUUCAACCCAUGCCGUCCCGUCCAGCGAUCAUCUCACCACUCUGCACUCGUCAAAAUCGCUUCAACCCUUGGGACGUCCACCAGCCUUUUCACCGCAUCAAACCCCAGCUCCGGACCAUAUCCCACCUUACGACCAAAUAUCAACUCACACUCACCCGCCCAACCCAGAGGACGUGCCUUUGACUAAGCCCCUCAAACCCCUCGUUCACUCUUCCACAAUGCAUUUCCCUAGCUCCCUCACACACUCCCCUCUCUCGCUCCCUAUUGGAGUUCCGCACUCCGAACCAAGCACCAGCGCGUUCCGGCUUCCAGCCACAAGCUUGGCGAUCCCCGCACCUCUCGGACUGGUUCGGUUCCUGAACCUGCUAGGCUCGGUGCCGCUGGUCCGACCAGGCCUCGCAGGAAGAAGUGUUACAGGAAUAGACACGGAGGGAGGGGGGAGAGACAGGUUGGUGCUUCAGGUUCGGGCGGAGGAAAGGGAGGUGAUAGACGAAAGGAGCGCGGAGGAGGAGAGAGGUGGGGAAGAGGAAGAAUGGGGGAGUGCUGAUGUGGCGGAUGAAGAUUGGGCAAGGCAUCAGAUGGGAUUCGUGCAUCGCAGGUACGAAUUGCAGAAGAACUUUGCAAGGGGGGGAUUCGGCGAGGUGUGGCUGGCAGUGAGGAGGGAGCCGUGCCAGAAGGCGAGGAAUACUUGGAUGCCUGGAGACGCCUCAGCUGCUGCUGCGCUUCUUGCUACGUCUGCUGCUGUUGCUGCUGCUUCUGACGCUGCCCUGUCCUUUCCCUUAUCCACAGGCAAUUCUGGCACUGUCAGCAGUGGCAGCGUUAGUGGGGACAGACACAGUCGUGGCGGCAGCAGCAGCUGCUGUGGCAGAGAAAACUGUGCCAGAAACAGUGCCAGUGUCAGUGCAAGCAGUUCUGCAGCAGCGACUUUGGCUGCCAGUCCCACUUUGGAGCGUAAUUCAGGAUCAGUUAUCCUUGCCAGUGGGCCGAGUAAGAGGUUGACAGUAGGGAGAAGAGAGGAGGAAAGUGAGCUCUUACAUGAGGUGGUGCAUUCCCCAGCCUGGCAAGAAAAGGCCGAGGACAACGAGGAGGAGGAGGAGGAAGGGGCGGAGGAGAAAGAUGAAGGGGAGGGGGAGAAAGGGGAAGGGGAGGAGGAGGAGGGGGACGAGGAGGAUGCACCCCCACUGUUUGUGCUGAAGAGACUUUUGGCGGGGGAGGGAGCACGGCUGAGCGGGCUCCGAGAGAAGUACUUUGGGGAGAUGCUGCUCAAUGCGACCAAUGUGGUGCUGCCACGUGGCACUGGGCACGGAAGCGACGAGAAUGACGUUUUGCGUGACCGAGGGGUGCCUGGUGAUGAUUUUGAUGCGGUGCAUGGUGCUGAAGACCCCAUGAGUGGCUUGGACGACAAUGUGGUUGAUGCCAUGGGGUUGAACCACAUUGCUCGCUACGUGGAGUCGUUUGAAACCACCAGCGACACCGCCACUAGUGGUGACGUCAACGGUGACGCCCGCAGCGACGUCAGCGGUGAAGGGCGCAGCGAGGAUCUGUGGCUGGUGUUUGUUCACGAGGGGGUGUCGCUCUCCUCUCUGCUGUACACGAGUGAGGGAGAGGAGGGAGAUGUGGGAGAGAAAGUAGAGGAGGGAGGGGAAGUUGAAGAGGAGGAGAAAAACGAGGAUGGAGGUAAGGGAAGGGAAGGAACGGAACAAGCUGAGGGGGAGAAAGGAGAGGGCGCAGACGAAUACGGAAUGAUGGGGGGAGCAGGGGAGGUGACAGAAAGGAGUGGGCAGUACGAGAAGAGUGAGCAGCAUGUGAAGAGUGGGCAGCAUCAGGCGAGUGGGCAGCAUCAGGCGAGUGGGCAGCAUCAGGCGAGUGGGCAGCAUCGGAUUAUGCGGCCUUCGAAGUGGUGGCGGUGGCUGCGCACCACAGAGGAGGGCGAGGAGACAGUGAGGAGCAUUCUGAGGCAGACGUUGCUGGGACUUGCUGCGUUGCAAGCGCGCAACAUUACCCACAGGGAUAUUAAGCCAGAGAAUAUCAUCCUGAAGCCUCAUUAUAGGAGGAAGAACAGCAGGUCAGAACCAGAGUGCUCCAAGGGAGUCAAGGAUGGGCAGACAUCGCAUGCAUCCACACCCGACUCCUCCUCACCAUCAGCCGCUGCAGGAGAAGUGCUAGCAGCAGCAGCAGGAGUUGGAGCAGGAGGAGCAGGAGAAGUAGGAAAAGCAGGAGAAGAAGUAGGAGGAGCAGCAGGGUCAUCCUCAACAGCCAGUGCAACACGUGGCCAUGAUCCUAUGGCAAACCCGCUGCCUGAUUUCAAUUCCGACACCCAUGUUCGGCUUCUUGACUUGGGCUCAGCUGUUGACUCGCACUCUGCGCGCUUCCUCUACGGGCCAACAGGGCCCUCCAGCGCGGAGGAGACAGAGCUCUACUCGCCUCCGGAGGUGCUGCUAUUGCCUCAAAACCCCCCAAGUGGUGGAGGUCCGGGGGAAGAAGCGGGUGCAUCUGGAGGGGCAGGGGCGGCAGCAGGGGGAGGGGCAUCUGGUGGAGGUGCAGCUGGGGGAGGUGUUAACUGCACGCGGAACAGCUCCAGCAGCAGUUGCUUCCACGUCAGCGCCAGGAUGCACUACGGCUACGACAUGUGGAGCGUGGGAGUGCUCAUGCUGGAGCUUCUCUUCGGCUCGCCACACGUCUGGUCUCUCCCUCCUCGCACUAAGGCUCUGUUGGAUCGAUCUCUGCAAGCGGCACGAUGGCCAGAGUCCGCCAGGAGAACAGCCUACCUCCUUCGCGCGUGGAUGGAGCUGUGCAUAUUCACGCCCACCGUCUUCGAAGCAGUGGAAGAAGAGCGCAUGGGUGCAGCAGGUGAAGAGGAAGGCACGCCUGCAGCAGGGGGAGACGACUGCAAAAGCACGGCUGCACAAGGGGAAGAGGGAGGCAUGUCGGACGGAAGAGAAGAGGAAGGUGCGCCUGCAGCAGGGGGAGAGGAAAGCGCGCCUGCAGCAGGGGAAGAGGAAAGCGCGCCUGCAGCCAGUGAAGGUGAAAUUGCAGCUGUGGCAGAGGCACAGGAAGACACGUUCUUAACAACGGGCCUGAGCGGGGGAGUGUCUCAAGGGAGUAAGGCCUGGAGCCAUCCGCAUUGGACAGCUGAAGGCACGGUCCAGAGGGCCAGGAGCAAGGAAACCCUAGGACCAGCUGCACUGUUGGCUCUGGGUGUCAACCAUGCUUCUGGCAGAGUUUCACUGGGAGCAGAGGGCAGCGAGCACGCAGCAGCACAGAACGAGUGGACCGAGGGGGAAGAGGAGACACACAGAGAGGAGGGGAGGGAGGACAAUGAGAAAGCAAAGAAAGAGGCGGGGGAGGUGGCGAGGGAGGGUGGGGCGGGUGGUGGACGAGGCAAGAAGAGUUGGGGCGUGCAGGAGCUGCUGCGGCUGCGCCAGCCGCACGUGGAGCGUGCACAUCCACAAGCAGGGGCAGGGGCAGUGGGUGAGAGGCUGCAGGGCGAUCAGCCGCAAGAAGGAGCCUUGGGGACUGUGCAUCCGCAAGCAGGGGCAGGGGCAGGGGUAGGGGCAGUGGGUGAGAGGCUGCGUUUGCACCAGCCACAUAUGGAGCGUGUGGGCCUGCAAGGAGGGACAGUGCACUUGGAAAAGCCAUUCAUAUCCUCUACAUCUGCGGCCUUCUCCCCUUCCCUGCCCUCCUCCUCCAGCUUUCCAUCCCCCUCACCAGCGUCUCUGACCUUCUCCAGCCGUUCUGGGGAGGGGCAUGAGAGUAGCAAUGAUGAGGCGGGUAGGAGGGAACACGGUGGUGGCGCUAGCCCUCAAGGCCGCAGCAGCAGCAGCGGCAGCGGCAGCAGCAGCAGCAGCAGCGGCAGCGGCGGCAGCAGCAGCAGCACUAUUGGCAGUGCCAGCAGUGGCGGCAGCGGUGGGGGUGGAGGGGAGUGGAGUGUGGUGGCGCCGUGGGAGUGUAGUGAAGCGAGCAUUGCUGCACAACUGAAACUCAGGGACCCACUCAAAAGAGGCUUGCCUAACAUCUUGGCCCUUCGCCUGUUGCGACGGCUGCUACAGUGGUACCCUGGCGACCGAAUCACAGCUCGUGAGGCUCUACAACAUGCCUACUUUCGAGCGGGACCACUCAGCACGAGUGCAUAGCAUGCAUGCGGUAAGAUAAGAGCAGAAAGAGCACGAGCGCCAGUGUACAGGUCUGUUACUCAGUGGUUCAAUCAGCAGUAGGGGUGACACGCUGACAGAGACACAACUGCUAGCGUUCAUAUAUAUAUCUGGUGUAUAUGCACUAUAGCCUAGCUAGGUGCAGAUUGUAGGGAGUACAACACCUAGAUACAAACUCUGUCCUCUGCUUGUGCUACUCAAUUCUUUCUCCUAUCUUGAUAACUAGUAGAGACAUGGCUAGGCUGUGGCUAACGAACAGCAGCCGUGAGGUUAGGAGUAGGGCCAUAUGCAGGAGUUCAGUGGCUAGAUUACGUACUGAAAGAGAGAUUAUGCAUUACACU